Suillus paluster is the source of this 1500-nucleotide messenger RNA. RefSeq lists its product as uncharacterized. The coding region runs from base 1 to 1500 and encodes 499 amino acids. The record is from RefSeq and is a predicted model, not a curated record. Lineage: Eukaryota; Fungi; Basidiomycota; Agaricomycetes; Boletales; Suillaceae. The transcript is spliced from 4 exons.
AUGUCCACAUAUUACGAUUGCGUCGUAGUUGGGAGCGGCCAUGCAGGCUGCUCAGCAGCCCUUGCCGCUAUGGAGGCAGGUUGUACCUCUGUCCUCAUUGUUGAGAAAGCCCCACGUGAAUGGGUCGGCGGAAACGGCUACUUCACAGCAGGUGCGCAUAGAACAGUCCACGGGGGACUGCAGGAUCUCCUUCCAAUCGUGCACAAUGUCACACCAGAGCAAGCAAUCAAGAUCGACAUGGAUCCCUACACUGUGGAGGACUUCACCAAGGACAUCAUGCGUCUUGGGAAAGAUAAGCCAGACGCGAAACUGGUGAAAACCAUGGUGGAAAGUUCGAGAGAGGCGGUAGAAUGGCUUGCACGGAAGGUGGAAAUUCCGUUCAUUCUGUCGUUCCACCGCCAAGCAUACGAGGUGAAUGGGAGACAGAAGUUCUGGGGUGGUAUGGCGCUCAGUACUGAGGAUGGCGGAAAGGGGUUAAUUAGUGCCCAUAUGAAGGCGCUGGAGAAGGCUGGAGUGGAGAUUUGGUUCGAUUCUCCUGCCAUCAAGCUCACGGUCGAAAAGGGAAUAACAGGCAAGGAGCUGAAUCUUUCAGCUUCUUCCGUAGUGCUGGCAGCAGGAGGUUAUGAAUCUAGCUCAGAGCUCCGUGCCAAACACCUUGGUUCGGAAUGGGAAAAGGCACACGUCAGGGGUACUCCUUUCAACACAGGCGAUGGCCUUGCCAUUGCACAAGCUAUUGGUGCCAAACUUGUCGGAGACUGGGCAGGAUGUCACAGCACAUGUUGGGAUGCGAAUGCACCAGCGGACGCAGGGGAUAGGGAGCUUAGCAAUCAGUUUACGAAGUCAGGUUAUCCUCUCGGUAUCAUGGUUAACAUCAAUGGCCAACAAAUUACUACUUACGCCAAAUUUGGGCGACAGAUCCUUCUCCAACCGGAAGGAUGUGCAUUCCAAGUGUGGGGUGCAGACAUGGUUCCAUUGCUCCGCAAGGAGGAAUAUGGGGAUGGGAUUGUCGAGAAGAUCUUUGCUGGGAGCAUCGAGGAGCUUGCGGAUAAACUACUUGAGAAAGGGCUCAAGGACAAAGAGGGUUUCCUCAAGACAGUGCGCAAUUACAACGCAGCAGUUCAAAACCACCGAGCUGAACACCCAACUCUUGGAUGGGAUCCCACGGUCAAAGAUGGACUCUCAACACAGUCUACCACAGCAUCGCUGCAGCUUCCAAAGUCAAACUGGGCAGUGCCGAUUGAUCAGGGGCCCUUCUUGGCAGUAAAAGUCGCGUGUGGGAUCACGUUUACCUUCGGCGGACUCGCUAUAGAUCCGGAUACCGCUGGCGUACUGUCGAAAGAGACAGGUGCACCAAUAAAAGGACUCUUCUGCACGGGGGAGAUGGUCGGUGGUUUAUUUCAUAACAACUAUCCUGGAGGUAGCGGACUGACUGCUGGAGCUGUGUUCGGACGCAAGGCGGGGCGCGAAGCAGCUAAACUUGCUGGGAAAUUAGCCAAGUAG